Chrysemys picta bellii (western painted turtle) is the source of this 6253-nucleotide messenger RNA. The record is from RefSeq and is a predicted model, not a curated record. NCBI's taxonomy places the organism in Eukaryota, Metazoa, Chordata, Testudines, Emydidae.
GCCCUGGCUGCAUCUCUCCCCAACUACGGUGGCAGUGUCCCCCGAUCCCGCUCCUCCACCCGCCCGCUCGGCGCCUAGGGCGCCCCUGGAGGCAUGGGGCUCAGGGGCCGCUCUCCCCUUCCCCCGCCCUGACGCGGUGUGGCCGCGCACAUGCCCAGAAGCGAGCGGCGGAGCGUCCGGGCCGUGCAGCCUGUGACAGCGGCGGCGCUUUCCCUUCCGCUGGGUGUGGGCUCUGCAGCAGCGCCGCGCCCGCCCAGCCCGGGAGCGGGGACACACACACACACAUACAGAGGCGCGCCGGGGCCCCGUCCCCGCUUCUCCCCGCGCCGAGGGGCGGGAGGCAGCCAUGUCGCUAUUGUCUCGGGCGCUGCCCGCGCUGCGGCUCUAUUGCAUCGGCCUCGCCGUCGCCCUGCACCAGCUGCUGCGCCGCCUCCGCCCCGGCGGGCCCCCCGCGCCAGGUACUCAUUAAUGAGUGAAGGAUCAAAAGGUGGGACGGUGGCCAAGAAGCAAUGGAGAAUAAAAGCUUAGAAGGCUCGCCAUCAGAUCUAAAGUUAGUGGCUCAUCCAAGAGCAAAGAGUAAAGUAUGGAAGUACUUUGGGUUUGAUACUAAUGCAGAAGGAUGCAUAUUACAGUGGAAGAAAAUCUAUUGCCGCAUCUGCAUGGCCCAAAUUGCCUAUUCAGGAAACACGUCCAACCUUUCAUACCACCUUGAGAAAAAUCAUCCUGAUGAGUUCUGCGAAUUUGUGAAAAGUAACACUGAGCAAAUGAGGGAAGCGUUUGCUACUGCAUUUUCAAAACUGAAGCCCGAAUCAUCACAGCAGGUUGUUCAAGACACUUUAAUUAUGAAGACCAGCCACAAUUAUGAAAACAAAAAGCAUCAAGAAUUGACUUCUGCUGUGAUUAGCCUAAUUUGUGAGGGCAUGUAUCCUUCCUCUAUUGUUGAUGAACCCACAUUCAAGGCACUUUUGAGAACAGCUGAUCCUAGAUAUGAACUUCCUAGCAGGAAAUAUUUCUGCACAAAAGCAAUUCCUGAAAAAUACAAUGCUAUUAGAGAAAUUGUUUUAAAAGAACUUACUGAAAUUCUAUGGUGUGGCAUAUCCACUGACAUGUGGAGAAGUGAAAACCAGAAUAGAUCGUAUGUAACACUUGCAGUUCAUUUUCUGAAUAGUAGCCCUUCUAACUGUUUGGCUGUUAACUCCCGGUGUUUAAAAACGUUUGAAGUGCCAGAGGAAAAUACUGCAGAAACUAUUACACGAGUCCUUUAUGAAAUCUUUAUUGAAUGGGGGAUCAAUACAAAAGUCUUUGGUGCUACAACAGAUUAUGGUAAAGACAUUGUGAAAGCUUGCUCUCUCCUAGAUAUUCCAGUACAAAUGCCUUGUUUGGGGCAGACUUUUAAUGCAGGAAUACAACAAGCUUUUCAGCUUCCAAAACUGUGCAGCCUUCUUGCCAGGUGCCGAAAACUGGUGGAAUAUUUUCAGCAGUCCACGGUCGCAAUGUACAUGUUAAGUGAGAAGCAGAAGCAACAAAAUAUUCUGCACUGUAUGCUUGUAAGUGAUCGUGUUUCCUGGUGGGGAAGCACACUUGCCAUGUUGCAACGCCUUAAAGAACAGCAGUUUGUAAUUGCAGCAGUUCUUGUGGAGGACAGCAAUAACCACCAUCUGAUGCUGGAAGCCAGCGAAUGGAAUACAAUUGAAGGCCUGGUGGACCUACUUCAGCCCUUUAAACAGGUUGCUGAGAUGAUGUCUGCUUCAAAAUAUCCAACAAUAAGUAUGGUGAAACCCCUCCUCCACAUGCUUCUAAAUACCACGUUGAACAUCAAAGAGAAUGAUUUGAAAGAAAUUAGCAUGGCCAAGGAAGUGAUAGCCAAAGAGUUGUCAACAACAUACCAGCAUACACCUGAGAUAGACAUGUUUCUCAAUGUUGCAACUUUUCUGGACCCUAGGUACAAAAAACUACCUUUCCUUUCAGCAUUUGAACGGCAACAGGUAGAAAACAGAGUGGUGGAGGAAGCAAAAAGCCUUUUGGAAAAAGUAAAAGAAAACACUUUCAGGCCUGAAGAAAAGUUCUUUACGGUGUCAGAAGAGCCACCUGUGAAAAAAAUAAUCAUCUCCUCUACCCCUCCCCCUACCAGCGCAAUCAAUAACAUGCUUGCGGAAAUCUUUUGCCAGACAGGAGGGGUGGAAGACCAAGAGGAAUGGCAUGCUCAGAUUGUUGAGGAAUUGAGCAACUUUAAGUCACAAAAGGUUCUUGGUCUAAAUGAAGACCCACUUAAGUGGUGGUCUGACAGACUAGCAUUAUUUCCUGUUUUACCAAAGGUACUUCAGAAAUAUUGGUGUAUUCUUGCCACAAGAGUCUUCCCUGAACGCCUUUUUGGUUCCUCUGCUAAUGUUGUAAGUGCUAAGAGAAACCGGUUAGCCCCAGCUCAUGUUGAUGAGCAGAUCUUUUUGUAUGAAAACACUCGCAAUGUGUCUGAAGCAGAACCUGAAGAUGAGGAUGAAGGCGAGUGGGGCUUGGAACAGGAACAGAUUUUUAAUUUAAAUGACACAGUAAAUGUAAACAGCAAUUUCUUUAAUAUCCGAGACAGUGGGUUCAUUUAACAGGAAUACUAUGGUACAUUAAAUAACAAAGAAAAGUUUUCCCUACACAAAAUGGAAAUGUUGCUAUAGUGACUGGAGGUGCUAAAGGAAUUGGUUAUCAUACUGUGAAGCAUUUGGCAAGACUUGGCAUGCACGUUAUAAUAGGACAUUUCAAUAAGGAUAUUUCAAAUGGUGCUUAAGAGUGUUAUGACCUUUCCUUUCUUUGAGUAUCAACAUUCCUGGUGACUUCAACACAGCUUUGAGAGUGUAACCUGUUUGAAGAGUCUGCAGUGAGAGGAUGCAACAUAUUUUGUAUUUUUGUCUAGGUCCUACAUAAAACAGAUGAUGGACUGUGUGUGUGAUUCUUAAAUAUUGAUUGGUGACUUUUAAAAAUAAAAUCAGAAUUUACUGCCACAUUAGAACAUUUUAAAUUUGUGCUCAGUAGUAGCUGUUCUCCUUUGUGUGCACUGCUCACUUUACUUGUGGGUUACAGAACUACUUGCUAGACAGCAGUACAAUACAAGGAACUGGGAUGUGUUCCUGGCUCUGGAUGGGAACUGUGGUCCAGUGUUUAAAGCAGGAGACUGAAAGUUAGGACUCUUAGCUACUAAUUAUUUGAUGAUGACGCUUUGCAUUUACAUAUAGGACUCAUUCAAUUGUGGAUUUUAACGAGCUUUCUAAAGGUGAGCAUGCAGGAGUAGAUCUGUUUUGCAAACACAAUAGCCAAGCACAUACAUUUGGCAUGUUCAUUCUAGGAGGCAGCAUGUUUAAGUAGAUGAGAUUCAGGUACACAUGAAGUCUACUCCCAGUUCUGCUCAAAGUGAUCAUGUGAAACCUUUCAAAAUCUAGUUAACAUUUUUUAAAUAAGGGAGCAUUUUAUCUACUUGUGUGUUAAGGUAGAAGUAUGAGGCCUGCCUCUAUAAUAAGGGUUAUAAGUGAGCAGAAUAUUGAAACUAGUCCAUGGAAAAAGUGAGACAAGAAUUCAUUGUCUGGUUCCCACCCCAAUGGAUCUUCCAAACAGUAUUUCAGUGGAGCUGCUGCUUACUGUCUUUAACCCUUUGUAGUUGUUUGGUGACAAUGAAGGAGUAUCACUGGCUAUUAGCCAGGAUGGGCAGGGAUGGUGACCCUAGCCUCUGUUUGCCAGAAGCUGGGAAUGGGCGACAGGGGAUGGAUCAUUUGAUGAUCCUAAGGCAGAGAUCAAGCAUGGAAAAUUUCAGAGCAAAUGGUUAGUUUGUCACAGUAAAAGCAACUGAAACAAGAGAUUAAAAUGGAAUGUGUUUAUCAACUUUGACUAUAAAUGCUCUAUUGCUUUGCCCCUAAUAAGUGAGGAAUCACUCAUCUCUUUAAAUAAAAUCAGAGGUGUAGAUUACUCUUAAAAUAUUAUUGUAUCUUUUUCUGAUACAUUACUUGGAACAUUUCAUAAGGAUUUUGUCACUUAUCCAGUGUCUUUAUUCACCCCUAAAGCAUUUGCUUUGCAAAAUUCAUUUCAAAAGCCUCCAGCACACAAACAGCUCUGGUCAAGGCAAUUUUUAAUUUUAUGAUGCUCCUAGCUCCUAGACUCAUGUUUUCAAACUCCCUCUUACGCUAAUAUGGAAACAGUUUUGAAGCAGCUAUUUAGUAAAAUGAUUCUUUUGUCCCAAUGGUCUUGAAUUAAAAUAUGCAAAUAAGAUAAACUGAGCUCGUUUGGAGGGUCCUGAGCUUUAAUGAGGAACCAUUAAUAUAACAGUGAAAAUAAUGUGAAUUACAAUUUGUUGUGCAACGCAAGUUCUUUGAAAAAUAAAUGAACAUACUGAGAGUUAAAUCAAGUCACUGGGGAGGUUUUAAUAUGCAUGUUCACUGGGUGAUAAAUGCUGAAUGAAAGGAGGAUCAGAUGGGACCCUCACAGGGCUUGCCACAGAAGUCAGUUUUUAACAUAACUGUAUCUAGCACUGUGACACAUUGAUUUUUGAAACCCCACUGUAGGAAAUCACUUAAGCUGAAAGAGUGAGGAAAGUUGAUUCCUUGCCCAUAGCGGCUUUGUGCAGAGUUCCACAGACAUGGCAGUUUCACUGUAGGCUUUGUUCUUUGACACUGCAUCUAUUUCCAGAAAUUAGGAUCAAGCUGAAUGUUUGUGUGUCAUAAAACCCCAGAUGGAUUUUGCAGAAAAACAAAUACUACAAAUGAGUGUUUCUUUGCUUUGUUUCCAAAUGGUUAGUAUGAGGAGGUCAAAAAGGAAUUGAAAAGCUGAUCUACUCUGUACAUACAUGUCUUCCCAUUAACCGUUUUAAAUGGCAAAAUUGCCUGUUUCAACUGCUUUCAUAUAAAUAGUGAGUCCUUCCAUUUCAUGAACCCAUCCAUUUGUCACCUCCAGACAGAAUAUUGUAACUCCCUGUACCUGGGGCUAAAUGCGGAAGCAACACAGAGGCUCCAGCUUCUGCAGAAUGCAUUAGCCUACCCCCUCAGUGGCCUGGGUGACUUCACCCCUGUGCUGGUCUGAUCCCUCCAAUCACUCUUGGACAAUGCCGUUUAUACAAUCCAGAAUGAAGUGUAAUGAGGUCCCAGAGAUAAAAUGUUCUCUCUCAAGGGCGUACAGGGAGUUCCCAGAUGAAAUCAGACUAAUCCAGAGUCUGAUUGAACUGUUCGGCAUGCCACAACAAACUCCUGUGUGAAAGAUCUCUCCCUUCAUAACCAGAAAGAGAAAGGAACAAAUGCAUGGAAGACAAAUAAGCAAAAUAAAUACAUAAAUAACCUAAUAAACAAUAACAAAUCAAAAAAGGGGGAAGAAAAAUAAAGCCUUCCUUAUCACCCAGGCUUAUAAAAACCCAGGCUGUCUUUCUAUAACUAGAGGCGGCAGAAUACUUUUUAUCGUUCAUUAGGGGGUUUACUAUGUGCAUCUAAUUUACCUAGGAAGGACUCAGAUGCUGUGAUGAAGGGUGCUAUAGAAAAUCUCUGUAUCUGUUGAUGGAUAGACAGAAUGGUAAAUUCGGCUUUCAAAAUUAAAACUGUUACCAAGCACAGUAUUUUCUGUUGUUGUUCCAAAGCCAGCAUUGUUACAAAGCAACUGCCAAACAAUGAAUACUAUCCAAUUGUUAACUAGAUUGUCUACUGUAGUUCAAUGACAUGAGGGCAGAGUCUCUUCUCUAUCUUUGAUGUCUACACUUAUUUUCUAUUAAUGCUAGUAAGAACUGUGCCUAUGCACUGAGUCAGAUGGACUGGACAUUUUAGUGAGUAUCCACCAAAAUACUCAAUGAAAUCCCAUCAGUUCUUUUUCAUUUUGGAAAAAGAAAUGCUAUGCAGUCCAAGCUUAUUGCUUUAUGAUUGUUUCAGACUCUGUUUCUGAAAUGUGCUUCACUUGAAUCACCAGAUUUGGUUUUAGCUGCAGCUGCUCAAGCAUGUGGCUGUCCAGCCUUCAUGCAAUAACUAGAAGAGACAAAACAGUCCAGUCAUGUGUGAAUAGCAAUGUGUUUGUAUGGUGCUUUUUGAAACCUCUGUUAGUGUGAUUGCAAUAAAUAAUUCUCUUUCACUUCAAGCUUGUUGUUUGCUUUCUGAUUGUGGCAUUUUACAUUGUGGUUAACCUAUACUUGUGGGAUGACUGGGUACUCAACAGUCUUUAAGAUGAUUGCAUUAUUAAUUCUGCAUUUUCUUGAUGAUGACAGCUGGAAACGAUGAACGUGAAGGCCAAGAAGCAGUGAGGAAAA